Contarinia nasturtii (swede midge) is the source of this 2004-nucleotide messenger RNA. RefSeq names its product spermine oxidase-like. The record is from RefSeq and is a predicted model, not a curated record. NCBI's taxonomy places the organism in Eukaryota, Metazoa, Arthropoda, Insecta, Diptera, Cecidomyiidae. Bases 223 to 1878 code for a protein of 551 amino acids. Gene Ontology annotation, molecular function: polyamine oxidase activity. The transcript has 6 exons.
GUUUUAUUAUCAACAAAACGGUCAGCUGUGUACGUACAAGUAUUACUUCAUUAUGACAUUGUUUAAUCGGCAUUUCAAACUGUUUUGUUUGUCAAUUGUACGAUGUUCGUGAUAUCAACAAUCUAUUGAAACAGUUGAAACUUCGGAAUGUCACGGGGUCUACAGAAUACCAACGCGAUCCCCUUGGUGCGUAUGUGUGUUUGUGCAUAAACAACGACAGUGAUGUUUAAAAAACAGUUGCUCCGGACAAUGUGUGAGAAGAUAAAAAUUCCAUUUGUAUAUUGUUAUCGUCAUGUGAGUGUCGUUGAUAAUUGCCAUUGGCGACACACUGUAGUCUCAGUUGAGCCGGGACGGUCACACGAAUUGGACGCUUGUAUUUUGUCGACAGUGAAUGAAAUGGAGAAAAAAAUCAUCAAAAUCAUAAUUAUUGGUGCCGGCACAUCCGGAUUUGCAGCCGCAUCAAAACUGAUCUCCAAUGGAUUUGAAAAUGUGACCAUUUUGGAGGCCGAGAAUCGCAUCGGCGGACGGGUUCAUACCAUUGAAUACGGUGCCAAUGUAUUGGAUAUGGGCGCACAGUGGUGUCAUGGUGAAGAGGGAAAUGUCGUUUACGAUAUGGCCAAGGACAAAAAUUUACUUUCAUCAAACGUUCCAAGAUAUGAUAGCAUCGAAUUUGUGAGAUCGAAUGGAGAAAAAGUCCCACAAAACAUAACUGAUAAACUCGGAAAUCUCAUGGAUGAACUUUUGGACCGAGAUGAUAAGCGAGAAGAGAAAAGCGACUACCAGGGUUCCUUUGGCAACUAUAUCGCAGAAAGAUAUUUUCGCGCUCUGCGAAGUGACAAGUUCAACGACAUUGACGUGAAUCUUCAGCGUGAGGCAUUUGAAUGGUUUCAUCGGUAUCGAAAUAUGUACAUAGCUUGUGAUUCAUGGUACGAAGUAUCUGGACGUGAUUACAUUGAAUAUUGGGAUUGUCCAGGCGAUUUACUUCUUAAUUGGAAGGACAAAGGAUACACAACGGUUUUUAAUUUGCUUCAGAAUAAAAUUCCCGUUGGAUCUGAAAAACCAAUCGACAUUGAAUCGCGAGUUUUAUUGAAUAAAGAAGUAACGAAAAUCACAUACAACGCAUCCAAUGCAAAACCAAAUACAAAAGUCUUGUGUUCCGAUGGCAGUGAACAUUACUGUGAUCAUUUAAUUUGUACCAUGUCGUUGGGCGUGCUGAAAAAUCGUCAUUGGACGCUAUUUGAGCCGCCGUUGCCGCGACAUAAAAUCGACAGUAUUGAAAGCAUGGGCUUUGGAACGGUUGACAAAAUCUAUGUUGAAUUUAAAAAAUCAUUUUGGAAUGCAGACUGGGAAGGUAUUUCAUUUCUUUGGAAUCCCGAACAGUUGAAAGAAAUACAUAAGGAUUCAGUGAACGGUCCAUGGUUGAUGGAGACACUCGGAUUUUACACGGUCAGCUUUCAACCAAACAUACUAUGCGGAUGGAUUACGGGAAAUGCUGCACGUAAAAUGGAGUUGGUGGGUGAACAUGAUGUAAAGUUGGGCGUAGAGAAGGUGCUUCGCAUGUUUUUGAAAAAUUACGGCCAAUUCAAUGUGAAGAAUGUAUUUUGCACAAAAUGGAGUUCAAACCCACACUUCCUUGGAUCCUAUACAUAUUAUUCGCUGAACGCUGAUGCAGUGGGUGCAUCGACUGACUCAUUGGCCGAACCGAUUCUCCAUCGAAAUUCAAAACCACUCAUUCAAUUCGCUGGUGAGGCUACGCACGCUCACUAUUACUCAACGGUUCAUGGUGCUGUCGAGACUGGUUGGAGAGAAGCACAACGAAUCAUCGACUCAUAUAAGAGCACAUCAAUUGAAAAAGACAUUCCAAAAUUGAAACUUUGAGUGAUUCAAUAAAUUUUCAUUGAAUUUUUUUGGCAACUAUUCCAAUUUAAGAUAUUAUUGUACAAUGCAUAAAAGACAAGGAAAAUAUUUCAAAUUAUUCGGAAAAUAUACAAUAUUAAAUAAAAA